AUGCUCGGCUGCUACGCCGACGAGGCGUCGGUCUACGUCGUCAUGCCCUUCUGCCCCCACGGCGACCUCUUCGGCGUCGUCGAGAGCCGGGGCGCGCUCGAGGAGGCGCGCGCCGCCGCGUACAUGGGCCAGAUCGUCGCCGGCCUCGAGAAGCUCCACGCGCUCGGGUUGGCGCACCACGACAUGUCGCUGGAGAAUCUGAUGUUGGACGCGAACGAGGACGCGAUCAUCAUCGACUUUGGCAUGGCCGGCUGGCCCUGCCGCUGCGGCAAGCUGCUCUACAUGGCGCCCGAGCUCUUCGAGGCCAAGGAGCCCUUCGACGUCUUCGCCGCCGACGUCUGGGCGCUCGGCAUCAUCCUGUUCCUCCUGCUCACGGGCAUGCCGCCCUGGGACGCGGGCAGCGGGCCGACGACGUCGGACAUGCGCUACGUCUACGUCCGCGACGGCCGCCUCGACGAGCUCCUGCGGAACUGGAACAUCUCGCUGAGCCCCCACGCGCCGGACCUGCUCCAGCGGCUCCUCACGGCGGACCCGCGGAGCCGCCUCACGCUCCCCCAGCUCAAGGCCCACCCCUGGUGGCAGGCGAACGCGCGCUUCGUGAACGUGCCCGUGUGA
Aureococcus anophagefferens is the source of this 615-nucleotide messenger RNA. RefSeq lists its product as hypothetical. The coding region runs from base 1 to 615 and encodes 204 amino acids. The record is from RefSeq and is a predicted model, not a curated record. Gene Ontology annotation, molecular function: protein kinase activity; ATP binding. Gene Ontology annotation, biological process: protein phosphorylation. NCBI's taxonomy places the organism in Eukaryota, Pelagophyceae, Pelagomonadales, Pelagomonadaceae. The transcript is spliced from 2 exons.